Myiozetetes cayanensis is the source of this 1786-nucleotide messenger RNA. Its product is annotated as proline-rich protein 2-like. Bases 1121 to 1591 code for a protein of 156 amino acids. NCBI's taxonomy places the organism in Eukaryota, Metazoa, Chordata, Aves, Passeriformes, Tyrannidae. The transcript is spliced from 2 exons. The record is from RefSeq and is a predicted model, not a curated record.
UCAAAGCCUUUGCAGAGGCAAACAUGAGUCUGAACAUGCUGGGGGCUCAGGAUCUCACUGAGCCAGGUCCUGGAAACUCACAUGUUGCAGCAAACCUUCAUGCAACAAACAUGAAGGUUUGUUGCAACGUGAAAGAGAUGGGGGUCAUGAAAGCAGGGGCUUUCAUAUUUCCCAUAUGUCCAAUGCUGUGUAUCUUUUAUAGUUUGGGGAGUUCUCCAGGAAUGUGUCAUUUCAUCAUUAGCAUUCAAAGUAUUUAUUUACGUGACCUUGGAAGGCAAUAAAACCACCUGAGAGGGUUAUCGUCAGCUCAUCCUCAGCUUAAUGCUCUCAGGUAUGCUGUGAUGAAAUUGUGCAUUUUUCUGAUUCGACCCAUUGCAGAACUGAAUGAGAAGAUGCACCCAUGUACCAAGGGCUGUAGCUUAGUACAAAAAGACGUUAGAGGAUUUCCAUCAGGGAUGUGUGUCUGCGUGCUUGGGGGGCCAUUUUUAUUCCCAGAGGGAUUUGGGAAUUUGGCUAAUGCAGCCACUGUAGUACAACAGCAUAUUGCUUUAAUAAAGGCGGCCAGCUCCCAGCUAUUUCUGCAUCCUCCUUCACAGCUCACCUACAGCAACACGCAGAACCUGACGGCUGCCAGUGCCAGUUGCAGCAAGGCCAGUUCCACGGGCCAGAUCUCGCAGUCUAAAACUGCCCUGCUCUAAAUAGAGGAGCCGGGCGAGAGAAGCACCAAGGCUGCGGCUUUCCUGGGGAGAAACCACAGUGCCGGCGCUACGUGACUUGCCCCGGACACCCAAGAAGCUCCUGUCAGCGCGCGGAGCUCCCGCAUCCCGAGCCUGACCUCGUGUCGUGCGCUCGUCCCGUGCAUGCGAGCGCCCUAGAAGGCACCGCUUGUUUUUCUACCGUCCGUUCCAGAGAAAUCCAGCUGGUAAGAGGAGCGCAGCGCCGUGAUUUAUUUGAGAACUCACUCCCUCGUACUCGCCUGAAGGUCUCGCCGCCGGCAGAAGAGGGAGAGCGCGGGAGGCUGCGCUUCUCGGCGGCCGCUCCGCUCCGCUGCGCUGCGCGCCCGGCUCGGCACUCAGGUACAGAGCGAGGAGGGGAGCGGGGAUUUCCUCGGCUUCCUCCCAUGCACAUACCUCCCGGAGAGCGGCGGCGGCAGCCCGACUCCCCUCGGCGGCCGCUGGGAGGCUCCGCGCAUCGCCCCGGCCGCGCUCUCCCUCCGCCGGUGACACCCGCCCCCCGCCCCCGCAGCGCCCCGCUCCGCGCCGCGCCGCGCCGCGCCGCACCGAGGGGCCGCGGGCAGCGCCGGCACCGGCAGCGCCGACAGCCCACAGGCAACCACCCGCCCGCCGAGCCGGGCAUGGAAUAUACAAAAACACAAAGGAAAAGUGGCCGCUGGACUGUUCUGGGGGCAAAAUGCUGGAAGUUUAGGAACUACAGUGUAGCGGCAGCCAGCCGGACACAGUCACACGCCGGAGAGUGGCCAGCAACGAGCGGGCGAGAGAAACGAGAAAGCACAAAGACUAAACUAACCCGAGCCGCCUCCUCCUCCUCCUCCUUCCCCGGCUCUUUAUUUGCACAUUUACUAAAGACUUAAAAAAAAAAAAAAAAAAAAAAAAAGGAAAAGGAAAAAAAGAAAGAAUCCCCCCAACAAACCCACUCCACCAAACCUACGGGAUUUUUGGUCCGCCGGGGGUUUCUCCGCACCGCCGAGCACGGCAAUGCCUUAAAUUUCCACUUCAAGGAAUAACCCCCCCGCCCCGCGCCCCCGAAAUAAAAUAAACCCAAUAAA